UAUAAGAAGAUACGAACUGUUAAAUUCAGCGGAAAUAAUAUUAAGCGGAACUAACUUUAAAUGCUAACGUAACAGCUACACCGUUUAUAUAAAUGUCGUUAAGUGGAAGCGAUGACAUCCAUUAUCUGUUUGCAGUAUUGAGUGAUACGUUUAGCCUUGUUUGAUAUUGAAAUAAUCCAAAAGAUUUUUUUACUAGAACAAACCUUGCGCGCGUGAUGGUCGUGUUAAAAGUCUUGCUUCUAAUCUUCCUUAGAGUAUUUGCAAAUCAAGGAACUGCUGCCGCUGCGCUUGUGAACUUCGAAUAUUCCACAAGAUUGUGUUUGGCAUUCAUUUUGGCAUUAAAUAGUGUCGAAUGUUUUAAAAACAUUGGAGUGGUCGCAAAGGAAGAAGUGGUUUCAAUUUACAGCGCCAACUUUUCAGACAUUCCUCCACACCGAGAUCCUUACUACAUCAAAGUAUAUCGAUGUGUUAUUGAUAGUCAUUCUUGGCAAUGUGUUAAAGGCUGGCCGAAGCCAAAGUUUCAACGAGAAAUCAAGAUUGUUGUUCCUGAUUUGCAAAACCAAACCAAGUUCUACAAAUAUAUCGUUUAUAAUCAUACAUCUUGCAGAUGUCAAACACAAAAUCCAAAAGAUAAUUUUGAUCUUCACAAAAACAUGUCUUCUCAUGAAAUUACUAAGAAUGAAUUUCUUUCGGAAGUUUCAAAGAACCCAUUCAACUUGAGAAGCUGUGAAAGAAGUUAUUGCAACAAGCUUCAUCCUCGUUUUCAUGUGCAUAGUAAACGUAUGGAAGUUACGAGCGAUAAGUUGUUCAUACAGUUCUAUCAAUGUCUACCUGGUUGCAAUGAACAAAUCGACGAACUUUCCAUUCCAACAUUCUUGAGCUCUGGUCAGACAAUUAACGAGGCGAUAAGAAACAGCACAUCUUGUAGCCCAUACUGA
Xenia sp. Carnegie-2017 is the source of this 938-nucleotide messenger RNA. RefSeq lists its product as uncharacterized. Lineage: Eukaryota; Metazoa; Cnidaria; Anthozoa; Malacalcyonacea; Xeniidae. The coding region runs from base 216 to 938 and encodes 240 amino acids. The transcript has 4 exons. The record is from RefSeq and is a predicted model, not a curated record.